This is a messenger RNA of Knipowitschia caucasica, 324 nucleotides long. Lineage: Eukaryota; Metazoa; Chordata; Actinopteri; Gobiiformes; Gobiidae. The record is from the annotation of a GenBank genome assembly.
AUGGAGCCGCAGCAGAGGAGGCUGCAAGGCUUGUUUCUCUUCCUGCAGAUGAGUGCAGAGACACGGGGAAGAGGUCAGCAGCACACCGGGGGAUUCCCUGACAGCCGCCCCGCCAAAGACCACCAAGGUGAGAGCUACAUGAAGACCUGCAUUCUUCUCCUGCCCCCCGAGCUGCUCCGGCACCCAAAAGUCUUUUAUUUCCAGCUUCCUCUCAGGUCAAAGAGCCCCUGUGGCGCCCUAAAAGCUCUCCACAAGCCUAUGGCCAUAGUGGACAAGCAGCAGCCAGAGGACACAGAUCAGAGCUGCACAGGAGAGCACUCUUGA